AUGGAGGAGGAGCUUGGAAUCAUGGUGCCGGAUGGGAGGGCACUGACUGCUGAUGCCAGGCCAGCCUACCUGGAGGACUGGUCACUGAGUAGCAAGCUUGCAUACUUGGUUUCCCAGCUCAAAAAGAAGCAUAGAACUUUGCAUAAAGGUCUAUGCAAGAAGACUGUUAUCUAUACCCAAUGGAGGUGUUUCAUGGAGUGGAUCAAGAUUGCUUUGGAUUGUCACGGCAUUGGCAGCGGCACCUUGCACGGUGACAUGACAACUCAUGAGAGGACAUGCCAACUCAACAGAUUCAAGAACGAUAACAACAUUGAGGCCUUUAUAGUAUCUAUUGAAGCUGGAGGUGUGGGCUUGAAUAUGACCUGCGCUGACGAGGUCUAUCUGAUGGAUGCCCAUUGGAAUCCACAGAUUGUGCAACAGGCAAUUGACCGUCUACAUCGAAUAGGGCAGACUCACCCCGUGAAGGUGUAUCAUGUGGUUGCAGGGCAAUCUGUUGAACAGCACCUAUUCAAUGUGAGUCAAGUAAUCAGCUUCCAGAAAGGGCUACACUCACCAUCAUCUGCAAAAACAUUUUAUACCCCUCAGGUACAGAAGAAAAAAGCAUCUCUGGCUAGAAAAAUAAUUACAUUGUCAGUUCCAAAGGAUCAACUUAAAGAUUACCUCCAACCUGGGGACACGAUGGAUGUCAUGGAUGAUAUAGGCAAUGUGAAUGCAUGCUAUGCAGAAUAUGUCUAG
Molecule: messenger RNA, 735 nt
Organism: Melampsora larici-populina 98AG31
Lineage: Eukaryota; Fungi; Basidiomycota; Pucciniomycetes; Pucciniales; Melampsoraceae
Exons: 3
Coding region: 1-735 (244 amino acids)
Source: RefSeq, a predicted model, not a curated record